GGGAAAUGACAACACAACCCGGAAAAGUGUGAGAGGCGCUCGUAAGAUAUGGAUGAGCGCUACUACACGGUGACGAAGGAGCAGACUGCCGUGAAAGCCAAGUACCCGGCUGUGGUGAAGAAGCAUGAAUAUUUGGACCACACUGCUGACGUACAACUACAUGCUUGGGGGGAAACAUUGGAGGAAGCAUUUGAACAAUGUGCCAUGGCUAUGUUCGGCUACAUGACUGAUAUAGAGACUGUGUCGCCUAUAGAUACAGUAGAAGUGGAGGCUGAAGGGGGUGAUUUGCUCUCUUUACUGUAUAACUUCCUAGACGAGUGGCUCUAUAAGUUCAGUGCUGAUCAGUACUUCAUACCUCGGGAGGUGAAAGUGCUACACAUAGACAGAAUGAAUUUCAAGAUCCGUUCGAUUGGGUGGGGAGAAGAAUUUAGUUUAUCUAAGCACCCACAGGGCACAGAAGUGAAAGCCAUUACAUAUUCAGCCAUGCAGAUCUGUGAAGAAGAGAAGCCUGAGGUUUUCGUCAUUAUAGAUAUUUGAAGUUUACUAGAAUUCUCCUCGAUCAUUAGAGACGGCAGAGAUUCCUCGGAACAACCAUGGAGAUGGCUGCCUUACCUUCUGCACUGGACACUUUUAUAUACCAUGAUUUAGGAAACUAUAUGGUGUUUGCAUGGGGCUGUAAAUUAAUCUGUACUAGUAAGGGCGGGUUCUCACCAGCGCUAGGAAUUCCGUUUUGCUCCGUCCUAAUACAUGUCUAUGGGCACAAAUAACAUAACUGUUAUUUGUGCCUGUAGACCUGUAUUAGGAUGGAGCAAAACGGAAUUCCUCAUAAAGGGUUCCGUUAUAAUGGAAUUUCUAGCGCUGGUGCGAAUCUGUCCUAAGAGGACUAUAUUUGGGGCAGGUGUCCAAGUUCAGGUUUUCUGAUGCAGCUACGAGUGGAUUUAAAAAAAAUAAAAUGAUUUAGGCUUUCUUUUAUGUAUCCUUUUCGAAGAGAUCCCAUCCUGAUUUUAACCACUGAAACUGCAUGAAAAAACCUGAAUGUGGAAACCCAGCCUUAUAGCAAGGCGUUGAAACCACUUGCUGUUUGCACUGAAGACUGGAAAUAAAUCUAUUUUUAAUGAAUAUUACUGUAGGCAGCU
Bufo bufo (common toad) is the source of this 1136-nucleotide messenger RNA. It is a transcript of the gene TSLIG1, whose product is annotated as zinc finger and BTB domain containing 8 opposite strand. Lineage: Eukaryota; Metazoa; Chordata; Amphibia; Anura; Bufonidae. The coding region runs from base 49 to 537 and encodes 162 amino acids. Gene Ontology annotation, cellular component: tRNA-splicing ligase complex. The transcript is spliced from 7 exons. Gene Ontology annotation, biological process: tRNA splicing, via endonucleolytic cleavage and ligation. The record is from RefSeq and is a predicted model, not a curated record.